AUGACCCUCUCUAGAUGUAAUCCAUACUUUCAUUCACACUCGGUGGGGCUUAGUGCCCAACCUGUUAUUUCGAGCAUGAAAACUCAGCGCCAUGUAUUUCUAAGAUUUUCUAAAGGAGAUGAUUACCAUAAAGCCUUUGCUCAAGAGACCCGUGACAUCAAUGGUAGUCCUUAUUGUGCCUUCAAAUGGUCGACUAAUUUUAUAAAGGAUAAGGAACCAUCUUUGGUUCCGGUGUUUUUACCUGGUUUACCUGCCAAUUUCUAUCACGAAUCUUACCUCCAGAAUCUUGCCUUGUUGAUUGGAACUUAUUUAAAAGGUGAUAAGAGUAUGAGAUGUGCCACUCGAACAGAUGGUGCAAGAUUUUGUGUUGAGAUGGAUGCAGCAUCAAAACCGAUUGAUGGGUUUUGGAUUGGUAUUCCUCGGGCCCCUUCAAGUCAUUAUCAGCCUGUGAUUUACGAGACUCUUCCCGCAUACUGUUGUUUGUGCAAGAUGCAGGGGUAUAACUCUAGUAUGUGUAAAAAGGCAAAGAAAAAUCCUAGAAUUGGGAAAGAAGAGGGGGUACGGAAUCUAAAGAUGAACACUGUGCUAGAGACACAUAAUGAAGGUGUGCAAAAGGGUGACCUGCUUCUUAUAGAAGAAAUAGAAGAAGGGGAUUUAGAGCAGGGAAAUGCAAAGGCCUUCGAGAUUGUUCAAGUCAACCUGCCUGGUGGGGAUGAUCAAGCUGAAAAGGACUGUCCAUGGGCUAAGGCUGAUUCCCCUGUUUUGCUGCAGGAUGAGCUUGCAUCUGCCAUGCCAUUAACUUUGGAUGAGCAUCAGGCUGCUUAG
Molecule: messenger RNA, 825 nt
Organism: Carya illinoinensis
Lineage: Eukaryota; Viridiplantae; Streptophyta; Magnoliopsida; Fagales; Juglandaceae
Exons: 3
Coding region: 1-825 (274 amino acids)
Source: RefSeq, a predicted model, not a curated record